AAAGACUUGUAAUUCGUCUCCUCUUUCCCUCUCUCGAAGGAAACAGAACAAAGCCAAAAGCACUCGCAUCGCAGUGUCUCUUUCCUCCUUUAUCACUCUUAACAUACCAACCGCUCCCUCUCUCUCUUCGUCUUCUCCGACAACGUUUAAGGACUUCUGGUUGUAGAAGAAGACGCUGUAAUUGCAUAGUUGUGAGUUUUGAUAUGGGGAAUGCGUGUUGUGUUGCUCCUCGUGACAAAAUGGUCAUCCUGCCUAACUCAUCAUCAGCUGUUGAGAGGAGGCAUUCUCCUACUUGGAGUUUCCGCUGGGAUAAUAAUAAUAGAGGACGUGUAGCUGGUGAAGAUACCUCUCUCUGCUGGUUGUCUGAUCAUGAUGGGAUUAGUAGGAACGAUGUGUCUGACAUCAAAUCUGAUUUUUUAUCAUCUCAAGGCUCCCCUUUGGAUAGUUUUCGGACACAUACUUUGCAGAAAUCUCCUGCCUCAGAUGUAUCUUUUCCAAUAAGUUCUUUCAUCGAUACAGUCUUCGAGCAGAAAGAACAUGAUUCGACAAAAUUUGCAGCACCUUCAUACCCAUCUCCUCCACAAUUGUCUCAAUCACUGGCUUCACAGCCAUCUUCUUUCCCAGCGUCUCCACUUCCAUCCCAGAUCUACUUGCACCCUGCAAGUUCAUCGACACUUAAUCCGACACAGCGCCCUCGUCUAUCAAAGCAAGUCUCAGAUGGUCAGAUCUCUGGAAUGAACUCACUAAGUGGAAGCUCAAUAACUGAAGAAGAGAGGCAGGGAACUCCUUUGAGAUAUGAUUCUUCUCAGAGUGGACCAUCUGAAGGUUGGUCACUGCAAGCCUUUUCUGAGAUGAUGUCAUCUUCUCGCAGCACCGAGCCUCUGUCUUAUGAUAAUAAUGACUGCUUUGGACUUGAACGGGACAAGACAGGCCCUCACGGCAACCGAAUGUCCAGUCAUCAGCAGAAAACUUGUGGUGCCUGCUCCAGACCCUUGUCAGAGAAAUCCUUGUGGAGUAGCCAAAAUAUCUUUAUGACCAACGAGCUCUCUGUGUCUGCAAUUCUAGCUUGUGGUCAUGUUUAUCAUGGCGAGUGUCUAGAGCAGAUGACUCUAGAAAUCGAUAAAUUCGACCCUUCAUGUCCUAUCUGUACAUUGGGUGAGAAGAAAACAGCGAAGCUGUCAGAGAAAGCGUUGAGAGUGGAGAUGGAUUUGAAAGCUAGGCACAACAAAAGACUCAGAAACCGAGUUUUGGACAGCGGUUUUGAUUGCGAUGAUAUUGUAAUGUUUGAUGAGAGCCACAUGGCGGCAGCAGCAGAGAGGAGUCCUAAACUGGUCUCAAGUUCAAGCGUCAAGAGCUAUUCCGCAAAGCCUUUCUUGGCUAGACAUUUUUCAUUUGGGUCCAGUAAAUCGAGUAAAGAGAAUCUUCCUGUCAAAAAGAAAGGCUUCUUUUGGACCAACUCCAGCAAAAUAUGAACUUAUUCUGCGUUGCUCUCUACUGUUGGAAGCAUAGAACUAGACACACAGGGACACGGUGCCAAUGAGUUAAGGCAGGCUAUUUGUUGGUUACACACUUUCCUCAUUGGCUUUUUUUUUAAUUGUUUCCUAAAUUGUCAUACAUGUAAAAAGUUACAAAUUUGGGGAUAAAAAAAAACAUUGGAUAGUUAGCCGAUAAAUUAUUAUGGUUGUGCAUAGAUCAGAAUUUGACUCUGAAAACGCAAGCGAGUGGUUCUGGUUUGUAUUAAAUCUUCACCUCGAUUACACUUCUUUCUGUCAAUAUUGAUUUGUUUCUUUUCCA
Molecule: messenger RNA, 1794 nt
Organism: Eruca vesicaria subsp. sativa (arugula)
Lineage: Eukaryota; Viridiplantae; Streptophyta; Magnoliopsida; Brassicales; Brassicaceae
Source: the annotation of a GenBank genome assembly